Molecule: messenger RNA, 2292 nt
Organism: Eriocheir sinensis (Chinese mitten crab)
Lineage: Eukaryota; Metazoa; Arthropoda; Malacostraca; Decapoda; Varunidae
Product: bestrophin-2-like
Exons: 7
Coding region: 668-1852 (394 amino acids)
Molecular function (GO): chloride channel activity
Source: RefSeq, a predicted model, not a curated record
AUUGUCCUGUAUAACAAUAGCUAAUGUUACCGACACCGACACAUUGUACGAAUGAUCUAUUGUUGUUGUUGUAGUUGUUAGUAGUAGUAGUAGUAGUAGUAAUAGUAAUGGUAUAGUAGUAGUCGUUAUUAAUAUUGUUAUUGCUGCAAUUUUUUAUCCAAUUUCACCCAGUAAAACGUGUUAGGUUUUGUUAUCCUGGUGUGCAGAGUCAUGUUGCCAAGUCAUGAAGGUCGUCGCAUGGUUCCCGAGCGUUUUUGUUUUAUUUUUAUGUGUGUUUGUUGUGUUUGACCGGGGGCUGUGUAUGGUGCAGGCGGCUGUAUAGGCAGCAUUAAGGACAAGACUGUGUUACGUGGUUAUCUGAUAGGAGGCUGUGGUGUGACAAAAGGUUUUAUGAUUGAUGACAGGUGACUGUGGUCUGUGGUGCAGGUAUAUGUUGUGUGCUAUGGUGUGUGAUCUGACCAUACCGAACCAUGUAAUGUGGUUUAGCGUGGUUAAUCAGACACGAGACUUGGGUGUGACAAUUUGUGGUAUGAUUGAUGAUACGGACUGUGGUGAAUGGUGCAGGUGGUGAUUUUGUGUGUUAUGGUGUGGAAUCUGACCGGAUAUGAGACCAUAUUGAACCAUGUAAUGUGGCGAGGCUGUGGUGUGACAAGGCGUAGUCUGAUUGAUGAUACGCGACUGUGGUGUGUGGUGCAGGUGGUGGCGAGGCAGCGUGUACAAGGUGGUGUGGAAGGACCUGAUCGUCUACCUGGUCCUCUACUACACCAUCUCCUUCGUCUACCGCUUCGCCCUGUGGGAGGAGGGGCGCAGGAACUUCGAGAGGCUGGUGAUCCACUGUUCCCGCACCCAGUCCGUGCUGCCGGUGUCCUUCGUGCUGGGCUUUUACGUGUCCCUGGUGGUGGGCCGCUGGUGGGAGACAUACCGCAGCCUGCCCUGGCCCGACAACACCGCUAUCCUCCUCGCCACGCACCUUGCCGGCCAGGGCGUGGGUCGGGAGGAGCGGCGCGCCGUGCUGCGGUACGUGGUGCUCACCAUCACGCUCACCCUCGCCACCAUCUCACCGGAGGUGCUGGCGGUAUACCCAUCCUUCGAGGUCAUGGUGAAAAAAGGCUUUCUAACGGAGGAGGAGGCGAGGCUACUUGACAAACACAAGGAAGAGAGUGAGCAGCAGGUGGCCUGGGUGCCCAUCGUGUGGGCGUGCCAGAUCGUGCAGCGCGCCAGGCAGGCGGGACGCAUCGCCACCAACCUUGGCCAAAAGGCCCUCACAGACGAGAUGCUGAAUCUGAGGGUGUCCUGCGGGAGGCUGCUUGGUUUCAACUCCCACAACAUCCCGCUCGUGUACGUUCAGGUGGUGACGCUGGCCGUAUAUUCCUUCUUCUUGAUCUCGGUGAUCGGCGGCCAGUUCAUUGACACCACCAAGGGCUAUGAGACCCACACCAUCGACCUUUACGUCCCCUUCUUCGCCAUCCUCCAGCUGGUCUUCUACCUCGGGUGGCUCAAGGUUGCCGAGGCUCUCAUCAACCCCUUCGGCGACGACGAUCACGACUUCGAGUUUCUCUCCAUGAUAGAGAGGCACCGCAAGAUGGUGGAGAUGUUGGGCGACUCUGCGGCCAACGACCUACCGUUCCUCGAUCCCCUCUCCAAGGAGGACGCUGAUUCCUCCGCCCCGACCAUGCACACCUCCGUCCCCAUCGUGGCCCCCACGGUGUGCCCUGUGAUAUGCAAGAUGAUAGAGACUCAACCCGCGUCAGCUGGGGGUCGCAUCGUCCAGGAAACCACGCCCCUCAUAACCACCAGCAAGGCUGAACCACCACUACUGCCGAAUAUAAGACAUAUAAGCCCGUAUUCCUAAGCGUAUCACCACCUCAGUAUACACUUGUGUGGAAAGACUCUCGUAGAAGUUGGAUUUUCAUGGACUGUUUUGCGAUCCUAAUGAUGGUUUUACUCGACUUCUGGACCUUCAACGGGUAAAAUCACCCAUGAAAACCUGAUUAAUCUUCUCUCUGGCCUUGAAAAUUGGUCGUAGUGGCAGCCCGAUACGUUUAAGAAGAUGGACUAUAGUUAAAACGUAUAGAUAUCGACAUGACAGGCGCCUCUACACAACAUACAUUUGCGAGGCGAGCAACUGACUGGAUGGGUGUGCAAAUACUCUUUAAGAUGGUGUAGUCUCAUUAGCAUAUUAUGUAAUAGGUGUUUUUGGGGUGGCUUAAUGCGUACUUAUGUGUGCAUGUGUGUGUGAUUGAGAUUUUUGUACAUUCUCAUGUUUUGGAAAUAUGUUGGAUGUCAGAUGUU